Molecule: messenger RNA, 4704 nt
Organism: Plodia interpunctella (Indianmeal moth)
Lineage: Eukaryota; Metazoa; Arthropoda; Insecta; Lepidoptera; Pyralidae
Exons: 6
Coding region: 342-860 (172 amino acids)
Source: RefSeq, a predicted model, not a curated record
GAGUGGGUGAGAGUGACAUAAAUAUUUUGAUUGCCGAGUCGACUGAUUUCUCUUUUUUUGCAUUUUCAGCAAAGCUAUUUAUUAUAUUUUUUCAUAAGUAAAUUAUUAUCCCUGUGACGAUAUCGAAUAUAUCGGACACAAACUAAAUUGAUUCAUGCGCGUAUAGAAUUGUUCAAUAAUCAUAACCCAAAAUUCUAGUCGUGUUCUCCUGAAACUUUUGAUUUUAAUUAAUUUCACGACGUGUACAAAGUUAAUUACAAAGGUUAAUGAGUUGCGUUAGAGCAACUACGAAUAGCUGUUAAAAUCGAUCGAUUGUCAACGGAAGUUAACGAAUUACAGCAAUGGAUCUAAACAGUAUAUUGUCACCAAGAGCAAUGGUAGGCGCCGCUAUUGUGGGCAUCGUUGGGGCCGCCGGUGUGUUCAUAUACGAGCAAGUGUAUGCGGAAAGAAGGAGAGCUAUGUUAAUUACUGAAGUUGCUCGUCUUGACAGGCAGGUUGCCACCAUGAGGUCAGAGCUUGAGACCCUGAGGGAGCUACAGAAAGAGAGCCAACUUCGCCGGCUUAAGCACAAGAAGUCGGCGCACAGGCGUGAGAAGAAAAGUAAGCCUCCAGUCGCGGGCGGCGACGCAGUAGAUGCGCCUGAGCAGAGCUACGCGUCCGACUCGGAGUACUUCACAGACUACCAAUCCGUCUUAGGAACGGACGGGGAGCUGGACAGCGAGGAGUUCUACGACGUGCACACGGAUGAAGAAGACGACACGUUACGGGAGACGCUGCACAAUGGACACGUGACCAAUGCGCUAGACGACGACACGGCAUCGUUACCCAAGUCACCGAGGAAAAACGGGCCGGCCCAAUGAGCGUGCACAUUAUUAUAAUUCUGGUUUAAUCGGGAAUAGAUCUUGUAUACCACCGUAGCAGUAUCUAGUUGUAGUAAUGUCAAAUAUGGUGCCCCUAGUAAACUUUAACGCUCCAAAUAAGUGCGAGCGAGAUAGAUAUAUUGCUCACUGCUAUAGUGAAUGGGAAAUUAAAUAUAUAAAAUGUUUUGUACAGUUAAAACACACGCAAGUUUAAAACUUUGAUUUUGAUGGGCAAAGUCUUGAAACAAUUAUAUUGUCGAACGACAUUACGAUCAAAUAUAUUGUCCAAUAUGAAUGAACAAAUUUAGAUAUCUGACCCGGUGAAAAACUCGCUGCUACUGUAUAAGUUUGACGAGAAAAUUAACCUUUUAUAUUCGGUCAAGUAUCCUUAUAAUUUAUUCAUAUUGCGUAAUAUACAGUCUGUAUAUAAAAAGUAGAAAACUAUUUUCAACGAACUAAUUUUUUGCCAUUGUAGUACCAAAUACCACAUAGAAUUGUCAAGACUGGUUGAUGAACGCCCAGUGUUGCCAACCAACAGAACACAGCGCUCAUUUAUUUUCUACUUUUUAUAGAAAGACUAGUCAGUCUUUCUAUCAGUAGGUAAGCUUGUAAACGUGGUCACUUUUUACAAGCUGCCUAAAUUCAAAUGUUACGCCCUACUACCGAAAACGCAUAAAAACUAAAUUUAAAUAUACGGUAGUUGCGCCAGUCAUUUCAACUUUGGAUAGCUAUAUAAAUUGUGACAUCUCAAUGGAAUGAAGUGAAACAUCAAAGUUAAUUUAACUGUACUCAUUUUAAAAUAACAAUUUACCUACCAAUGUUGUUUACAUAUACAUUAUGGGAUAUACAUUUAAAAUAUGUGCACUUAUAUAACUGAUAGCAAUGAUAUUAAUAAAAAUGAAUCCAUUUCUACGGUGACCGUGUUUGAAAUGUUGACAUGUCACUGUCAAACUUUUUGACAUAAAUUUUAUAUUUAGCCCAAUACAGUCGUGGUACAUGGUCAUGGAUUUAAUAAGUACUUCGUUGUACGGAGUACUUACUAAUUCCAUAGGUAAGGUGCCACUGUUUGAAAGAAUGUUAUGUCACUGUCAAAUUUGACAUUUAGUCCGUUAUAGUCAGGUGAUGGGGUUGCAUAAGGAAAGUGUUUUCAUAGAUAAUCAUCAUUUAGUUAUAUAGCGGAGGUGUGGAUUUAGAGUCUUGUAGGAAAUAUAAACUUGGUACUUUAUAGAUAGCUUGAGAAAAGUAAACUUUAAUGCGUUGUCUGUAGACACACUUUACAUUGACAAUAAAUUAGCGGACUGUUCGCUGUCAGCUCUCGUUCUUUCAAUGUAAAGUGUGUCUACAGGGGAUGCAUUAAAGUUCAAUUUUCAAUGAACGCCAUCUUGCCGAGGGACAGCGGUGUGGUAGAAAUGUGCUAUGACCUUUACAAGGGCAAAAAACCUUGGAAUAUCUCUCAAUUUAUUUUUUUUAUACACGUAUGAUUAGACUGUGUAUAUAAGCAUAUUACGGGCCAUUUUGUAUAUAUUGGAAAUUAAUGUAUAUUUCUUAAGAAUUUAUUUCCUUACAUUGACUUUGAUACUUGGUUUUCAUUAAUGCCAUUUGCAAAGUUUCUUUUGAAUUAUUAUUAAUAAUGUGACAGUAAUAUUUCGAGCAAUUGUUUGUUAUUUUUUUUUAUCCUCAUAAUGAACUACCUCUUUAUAGAUCUGGCAGUUUGUAUGAAAUAAAUUGGAUACGUUAUAUUUUCAGUGAUCUUUAUAAAAUUUAAUUAAUUUCAUCAAAAUAAUAUUUUUUUUUUUUUUUUAAAUGACACAGAUUGAGUUAGCCCCAAAGUAAGUUCGAAACUUGUGUUAUGGGAUACUAACUCAACGAUACUAUAUUCUAUAACAUAUACAUAUAUAGAUAAACAUCCAAGACCCAGGUCAAUCUGAAAAAGAUCAUUUUUCAUGUUGACCUGACCGGGAUUCGAACCCGGGACCUCCACUGUAGCUGUCCGGCAUGAUGACCAUUAAGCCACGGAGGUCGUCAAAUUAAUCCAGCAGGUAAUUAAGUCGAUCGAUAAAAUAUCAAUAAAAAAAAAUUACAUUCCUCUAAUAGAUUAUUUUUGUAAAAUUAAUUCAUAUUAUUUGCUCAAUUCGAGUUUGAAACAAUUUAAGAUUUUCAUUGAUAUAUUUUCAGUAUUGUAAAUUAAAAAAAAAUCUGUAUGCAAUGGUUUUCUCUAUUUCAAUAUAUUUUUGAUUAUCAUAUAGCUAUGACUCCAUAAUGUAUAAACGAAAUUGUCUAAAUUUAAUAUAGUUUAUAAGUCUGGUCGAAGUUUAUGCUCAAAUUAAUCAUAAUAAAGCACUUCUUAGAAAAAUGCCUUAUCGAAUGAAAUAAAUACUUCCAGUAGUACUUAGUCGACUGUACUUGUAUUUUAUUUUAAAAAAGUAUAAGUAUUUUCUUCUAUGUAUAAUGUCGCGAAAAUUUUUCAAAAUACAUUUAUUGUCGUGUUUUAAAAGAACAGUAGAAGUUUUGUUUAUUAUUUGUACGCAUGGGCUAUAAAAAAAAUUGCUUUAAAAUUGUAUUGUUGAACAGCUAUAUUAGUAUAUAGAAAUGAUAUUUUGUAACCAAUACCAUAGUAGGACUAUAUUAUUUUCUUCGUUUUGUCAUACUAAUAGAACUGAAUGAUAGAACUAUACGGACAGAAUCAAAAAUUGAAAUAAAUUCGCUGUCCGAAAUUGUCAUUAUAUAUAGUUUGAAACAAUGUUUUUUUGAAAAUUAAUUUUAAUGGUGACAUUUAAUGCUGUAUGUAAAUUAAAUUUAAAACAAAACUAGGUAUUUUUCUUCUUGACCUUAUCCCACUCAUGUGGGGUCGGCACAGUAUGUAAGUUCCUUCCAUUUUGUUCUGUCAUUUGCCAUAUCCAUUGAUACUCCUUUCCUGUUUCUUCCAUCCAUUUCUUCUUAGGUCUUCCUCUAUUCCCUUUACUUCCAUCUUUAAUGCCCUUUGAGUGACGUGAUUUUCUCUCUUCUUAAAAUAUGCCCGAACCAGCCUAACCUAUAACUAUGUAAUUUCUCAUUAACUGGUGCUACUUUCAUACUUCCUCUUACAUACUAAUUCCUUAUUUUAUCUAAUCUAGUUACCCCGCACAUCCAUCUCAGCAUUCGCAUCUCUGUCGCAUGAAGUUUCCUUUCGUCCGUCACUUUCGUCGCCCAACAUUCAGAUCCAUACAUUAUGACAGUUCUGAUAACUGCCUUAUAAAUUUUUGCUGUCAAUUUAACAAAACAAAAACUAGGUAUUUUUAUGAUUUUGUUUUUGACAUAACAAGUAUUUAAUACGUCUGAUACUGCGAAAAACGUUUAGAUUUUGGGCUUGUUUCACCACUUUCUGAUAAGUAUAUUGUAAUCUGACAAAUUAAUUAACAGCUAGAUAAACCUACCUAAAGUGAUUGGCCAGUUAAUACUAUUCAACACUUGUGAAAUAUAAUCUAUAUAACACUGUCAUGUUUUACAUAUAGGCUAUCAGAUACUUUAUAAGCGGUAAAACAGGCCUAUUAAUAAUAAAAAAUCUGUAUAUAGAUAUAUAAAGCAUUUAUCCAUUAUUUAGCAUGUCCCUAUCUCACUUUAUAAUAUUUGACAUUGAAGGAGUUUGAGAAAAUGUAUAUUUGAAAUAGAUUUUCAUUUUCUUUUAGGGUAACAACAAACAUACUUAUUAUAUUUUUGUUUCUGACAUUGAAUGUAAUGAAAAUUUAAUUUGAUCAUAUGUCAAUGAUAUUCUGUGUAUAAAAUAGUCGUAGGCAAUUAUAUUUUUUCUGGGUUAUUCCACUGGUAUUUAUUUUGUUAUAAAUAAAAUAAAGUAUUCUUUAGAAAA